CGCAAAUCUAGUCUGUUUGUGUUUUGACUGUUUUUUGCAGAGAGCUUCAGAGCACCACGAAGUGUAUACACAAGGAGACUGUCAGCGUUCAGCUCCUCGAAUAUCAAACCAAAAGGACAAAAUGGCCUCGGACUCUCCGCGCAGACCGAGUCGUUGUGCUGGAGGGGUUUUGGUGCGAGCACAAGCUGCUACGGAGCAGUCUUACAUGGAGAGUGUUGUGACCUUUCUGCAGGAUGUAGUACCUCAGGCAUAUACUGGGGCUCCACCCACUGAUGAGAAAGAGAAAAUCAUUUGGGUUCGAUUUGAGAAAGCUGACAUUAAUGACACUGCACGCAACCCAGAGUUUAUGGAGAUGCACAGUGGCACUACUGACCCUCCACUCUGCCUCAUGAUUGGGUAUACUGAUGGAAUGCAGAUCUGGAGCGUAUCUCUGGCAGGAGAAGCUCAAGAGCUUUUCUCAGUGCGACACGGUCCAGUGCGAGCUGCUCGCAUUCUGCCAGCUCCUCAUAACAGUCCUGUAAAGCUGGACAGUUUUGCUGACAAGAGGCCCCUCCUUGGGGUCUGCAAGAGCACGGGGUCCUCUGGGACGAGCCCCCCCUACUGCUGCGCUGACCUGUAUUCGCUAAGGACGGGGGAAAUGGUUAAAUCAAUUCAGUUCAAGACGCCUAUCUAUGACCUCCACUGCAACAAACAUAUUCUUGUUGUGAGCCUACAAGAGAAGAUUGCAGCAUUUGACAGCUGCACAUUCACCAAGAAGUUCUUUGUUACAAGCUGCUAUCCCUGCCCCGGCCCCAGCCUCAAUCCAAUAGCUCUGGGAAGCCGUUGGCUAGCCUAUGCUGAGAACAAGUUGAUAAGAUGUCACCAGUCUCGUGGAGGAGCCUGUGGUGACAAUGCACAGUCUUAUACCGCCACAGUGAUCAACGCUGCCAAAACUUUAAAAACAGGUCUGACGAUGGUCGGUAAAGUUGUGACCCAGCUAGCAGGCACCAUACCGGCAAGCACUCCGGACGAGGAGGGCACAUCUCACAGUGCAAGCCGUCGCAGCCCACACAACCCCGGUGUGGUCACCAUUAUUGACACACACAGUGUUGGAGAAGGACAGGUCUUGGUGAGUGAGGACUCGGACGGUGAAGGAGUGGUGGCUCACUUCCCAGCUCACGACAAACCUAUAUCCUGCAUGCAAUUCAACCCCAGUGGAAUGCUGCUGGUAACUGCCGACACCCUGGGACAUGACUUUCACGUCUUCCAGAUCCUCACCCACCCGUGGGCAUCUUCGCAGAGUGCCGUUCACCAUCUCUAUACGCUGCAUCGUGGGGAGACUGAAGCCAAGGUACAGGACAUGUGUUUCAGCCAGGACAGUCGCUGGGUAGCCGUCAGCACCCUCCGUGGCACCACACAUGUAUUUCCCAUCAACCCCUACGGCGGUGCACCGUGUGCCCGGACUCACAUGUCCCCACGCGUGGUAAACCGGAUGUCGCGCUUUCAAAAGAGCGCUGGAUUGGAGGAGAUUGAACAGGAGCUGAACAGGGUAGCUGCUUUAGGAGGAGGAGCAGGAGCUGGAAGUCUUGCAGGAAGUGGCUGCAUCUUAGGUGGAGGAGGCAUCGGUGGGCGCUGUAGCCCCAUACCUGGCCUGUCCAGUAGCCCCUCAGGGUCUCCAUUACAUGCCAAACUGAGCAGCCAGGAUUCGUACAACAAUUUCACCAAUAACAACAUGGGGAACCCGCGGCUCAUCCCAUUGCCCAGCCUCACUGUGGUGCUGCCUUUGGCUCAGAUCAAACAGCCCAUGACCCUGGGCACCAUCACCAAGCGCACAGGACCCUACCUCUUUGGGGCGGGAUGUUUUGCCAUUAAAACUCCAUGCAAAUCUAAGCCACCCCCCCAGAUCUCACCGAGCAAGUCCAGCGGAGGAGAGUUCUGCGUGGCGGCCAUCUUCGCGUCACCUCGCUCCUGGUUCAUCACUAAUCCCAACAUAAAAAGAGAGAAAGAUCAGUCCAGGCAGUCGGUUGUGGACUCGCUGUACAUAGUCAGUUGCUAUGGUAACUUGGUGGAGCACGUCUUGGAACCUCGGCCAUUAAGCACGGCACAAAAGAUAAGCGACGAUACACCGUUAGAACUCAACACCUGUCCAAGGGCCUGCUGGACUCUAGCCAGGACUCCACAGUGGAAUGAGCUGCAGCCACCUUUCAACUCCAAUCAUCCUUUGGUGUUGGCCUCAGAUCUAGUGCAGUACUAUCAAUAUCUCCUGGCUGCUGUACCCCCAGGAAGCCCCGGCCCAAUCACACGUCACGAGUCAUCCGACAGUCUGGCAUCAGACCACAGUGGCCAGGAGGAUGAGGAGUGGCUCUCUCAGGUGGAGAUUGUGACUCAUACAGGCCCCCAUCGGCGCCUGUGGAUGGGCCCCCAGUUUCAGUUUAAGACAAUUCAUCCUUCAGGCCAGACCACAGUCAUCUCCUCUUCAUCCUCGGUGCUUCAGUCCCAGGGCCCCAGCGAUGUUCAGCAGCCCCUUUUGGACUUUGACACAGACGACCUGGACCUCCACAGCCUCAGGAUCCAGCCAGUACGUUCAGAGCCUGUCAGCAUGCCCGGCUCAUCGCGGUUGGUGGCUGAUCGUCGUGGCCAGUCCAACAUCAUGGAUGCAGGAUCAGGGCCAUUUGAUGGACGUGGCGUAACCCUGCUGGAGGUAUGCGGGAGCUGGCCAGAGAGCUUUGGCGUGCCACGGCACAAUGUUGGCUCAGCAGAUGCGAGCGACGAAGGCCUGCGAGAGAGACUGGCUGACGCCAUGUCCGAGUCCCCCUCUAGGGAUAUCGUAGGCUCCGCCACAGAGCUGCAGAGGGAGGGAAGCAUUGAGACCCUCAGCAACAGCUCAGGUUCCACCAGCGGCAGCAUCCCACGCAACUUCGAGGGCUACCGCUCGCCGCUGCCCACCAACGAGAGCCAGCCGCUCAGCCUCUUCCCCACCAACUUCCCCUAGGACUCCUCGUCGCUGGCAUCCGUCCCACCCGACCCCCUGCUCUGCCUGCCCGUCCACCAUCGUACACUCAUGCACCGAUGCGGUGUAUUGAGUCCAAAUCAAAAGAUUUGUGUUUCUAUGGUCAGCAUGUGUUUUUUUUGCUGUUUGUUUGUUUAGUUUCUUCUCGUCUCAGACAGCUGCUCACCAAUCAGCUGCGGCCGCCACUGGUCAUUCAUUUCUGGGGUUGAAUUUUCAAGCUGCUGAAAAUUGUGCCAAUUUCCACUCAUUUCAAAUCUGAUCAUUUUAAUUCCCAAAUCAUUCCAAAAACACAACCGAUUUGCUGUUUACCCUCGAAUUGUGCUCACGUCUGGGUGGAAACACCUGGACUCGUUUAUUGCAGACUUUUGGAAACUCGUUCAUUUAAAGGGUAGCAGCUGCUUAGAAGUAAGCUAAAUAAAGAACAGAUAAAAUACAGUUUAAUAUUUUGAUAUGUCUGCUGUCAGGGAGAAACGUCCAAUAUUUUCAAUAUUAGAGCGUAACCCUGCUCGUUACCUUGUUGCUGCUCGCUCAGCUGCCGUCGUUCUCAGUGUGUGCUUUUGAAGGUUAGGUGUGCCCAUUGUCUGAAUGAAGCGUAUGAAACGGGAGUGCUGACAGAGGAAAAAAAGGAAAAUGUUUAUUCCAGGCAGCAACGUGCGGGAGCUCCUUCUCCCCCUGUAAGAGCGUGUUGCUGCUGUCAUGGCCUCCCGCUCAGUGUUUUAGAUUAAAUUUGUUCCUUUCAUGCCUUUGAUUUUCAUGUAAUCACAUUUGACAAAGGGUGCAGUAACAAGAUGACACUAUUACUGCUUUGCUGGAGUAAUUUAGAUGUUUACAGUGUAAUCGAGAUAUGUUUCUGAAAUCAUUUGGAUAUAUUCCCCACUCCGCCUUUCCAGAUAGUAAAUUUUAAUUGAGCGCAGUAAUGGAGGCUUGUGUAGUCGUCACGCCGAAUUUUGUACAUUAACAACUUUUGACCAAAAUCUUUUUCCUAUUCAAGAUCUUUCAAAUCUAUAUUUUCCUGUUUUUCUUUGCCUGCAGAAAUAAAGAGUUUGUCUGACAGUUUGUCCAAAGUGAAAAUAGCUGCACUGUUAACGUCUCCCAAGAAAAUGCUCGAAAUGUAAUUUGCAGUGCUACGUGUGGACUGCCUGCAUGUCCGAUGUGCUUUCUCAAACACUGAAUGGACAGUAAAAAAAAGAAAAACAUCAUUAUUAUUCUUGUUGUUGGAUUUGUGAAACAUUGACUUCUUUCCCUGCAUUCAUGCAAGAACAAAAAACAAAGUGAAGAAAAUGAAACUGUCUUUUGUCCUCACUCUGAUUGCUCCUAAUGUUCCCAUUUCAACCACGGCGGUGACCAUCAGCACACAGUACCACUGCUAAUUAGUGCCAUAUUUUUUAACAGGCAGUAAAGGGUGGUUAAAGGACGUUUUAUGGGCAACUCGUGCUCUUUGUUCUGAGAGAAGUGAGAGGGCAUGUUUGUUUCUCUGUUAAUCAGCAAAACUUCUAAUUCUAAAAACAAAACUGAUGACAGUUAAACUGAAUGACAUUAGAUUAACAGUGUGUGCUUUAUGUGCUACGGUUGAUCUCAUUCUUAACACUGAGAGCUGCAGUGGAACCUUCCCAGCCCUGAAGAGAAAAGACGCGUAACCAUCAACAGCUCGUGUCGUACGCUCAUGUAUAUUUCAAAAGGAAAAUGGCUACGGCACGAGUUCGUGAACAGACUGAAUGGAUAAAUGUGAACCUUUGCAAAGUGUGUUUGUUUAGGCUGAUGUACGAGAUUCCGUUAUGAAUAAAGGAAAAAUAAACUCCAGCUGGGAGGAUGUGCCACUUCACCAGAGGAACUUCAGCAUUAUGCAACAUAAACAGAAAGGACACAGCAGUUUGCAAAUAAAAGUCACUUUAUUUUAUCAUGUUUUUGCAAACACUUUACAUUAUUAAAUAUCUUCAGAGGUGCACAAGUUAAUACAGAGGACGUCUCCGUCACCACCACAGACACAUUUGAAAUGUAACAAAAGUUCCACACGCACCAAAAUCCCUAAAAAUGUUUUAAAUGUAUACAAUUAUUGAUUUCUAACAAGUGGGCAGUGACGUGGGAGUACACGGAAAGAAAUUCUGAAUCACUGAACUUGAGCAGCACUGUUUACAUGAACUCAGAGGAACAUGUGUGCUGUUACUGAGCUCCUAAAUCUGCUCCCUGAUUUCAGUCAGUGAAGAUGACACAGUUGGCUCCCUGACAUAUAAACUGCUCAGACUUUGAAAUUUCUUGAUUCUGACCAGAGCUCCUGCUUGGAAAUGUGUGAUUAGAGAACAAAACUUGUGAAUAUUCAGCAGGACUGUGACAGUAUUAACUAAUUGGGUCAGCAGCCGGCAGUAGAAUAUAAGAAGAGUCCUGCAGGUUUUUGGUGAGAUCAGUGUGCAGC
This is a messenger RNA of Pelmatolapia mariae (spotted tilapia), 5399 nucleotides long. RefSeq names its product BCAS3 microtubule associated cell migration factor (gene bcas3). The coding region runs from base 122 to 2971 and encodes 949 amino acids. The transcript has 25 exons. NCBI's taxonomy places the organism in Eukaryota, Metazoa, Chordata, Actinopteri, Cichliformes, Cichlidae. Gene Ontology annotation, biological process: autophagy; response to starvation. Gene Ontology annotation, cellular component: cytoplasm. The record is from RefSeq and is a predicted model, not a curated record. Gene Ontology annotation, molecular function: protein binding.